AUGCCGACGCCUAUAAACAUUGACCACAUAGAUACCCAGGAGCGCUACACGGGCUCGACACACCCGCUCAAGGCCAGACACCAUGCUCCGCCUCCGCAGAUCGUCGCGUCGCCCGGCGUGCGCGACUUCUUCGCCGGCCGGCACAAGUCGCAAGUCUCGUCUUUCCUCAAGCCGAACUCCUCCUUCAUAGGGUCCCAGCAGUCCGGCCGGUCGACGUUUGAGGUGCGCGUGGACUUGAAAGAGGUGGACCUGAAAAGAUCGUAUUUGUGCGGCUACUUCACGAUCCACGGCCUGACGGAGUCGCAUCCCGAGUUCACCACGUUCUUCAAAGGAGAGAUCAUCGGCCCGCACCACUCGUUUUACACGGCCCACGAGGAGUGGGGAUCCAACAAGCGCAACGACCUCCAGCACUGGAGCAGGUUCCCGUCCUGGAGAAGUCUGGAUUUCGACCAGGAAAACGACCUCGCCAACCAACACAUAUACGACACCGCACUGAACAACGAGCAUCUCUACAUGAGGUGGAAAGAGAUAUUUCUCGUUCCGGACGCCAGCGUGAAGAGCAUCAUGGGAGCCUCAUUUGAAGGUUUCUAUUACAUCUGCUUCAACCAGCUCACGGGCUCGAUCUCAGGGCUCUAUUUCCACCAGUCGUCGGGCAAAUUCCAGCAGCUGGAACUUGCACAUGUGCCCGACGGUGGGGUGUUGCCCUCGUUCAGUUUCGCAUAA
Molecule: messenger RNA, 723 nt
Organism: Ogataea polymorpha
Lineage: Eukaryota; Fungi; Ascomycota; Pichiomycetes; Pichiales; Pichiaceae
Exons: 1
Coding region: 1-723 (240 amino acids)
Biological process (GO): protein targeting to vacuole; protein catabolic process in the vacuole; negative regulation of gluconeogenesis
Cellular component (GO): extrinsic component of membrane; GID complex
Source: RefSeq, a predicted model, not a curated record